AUGCCGGCGCGACCUGAAGCCCCGGCCCGCCGACACCAGUCCCGGCCGAGCCUCCGCGCAGGGCGCCCACCUCCCGCCGCUGCGGUCGCGCCCGACCCACACGGGGUUGGCGUCGGGGUCGCGCCGGGGGAGCGGGGGCGCCAGGCGGCGCGGCUGAGACCCGGGUCUGGGACUGGACGCUCGGCCGCCGUCUCCUCACCUGCGCCACCACCGCUCCAACCGCAACCCGCCGAAUGCCCGGAUGCGACGGCGGCCGCCGUUUGUUUUCAUUCCGGUGGCCUGGUGCGGCCUGACGGAGGCGGAGUGGCUCGCUCCGGGCCGGCCGGCGCCGGGGGUGAGGCUGCCGGGAAGGGGCUGGGGGCGCCCGAGGGGCCGAGCAUCCCUCUCCUCGGCCCGCCGGCCCCAGUCCCCCGCCUUCCCUCCUCCCGCCUGGCCGCCCCGCCCCGCCGUGACCACCGGGCGCCUCCAGAGCCCGACGCGGCCCUUCCUUGGACCCGCUCCAGCACUGCCGUGGGCUGGGGCUUGAGAGCUUGGGCCCGGCACCCGGCAGCCGCUUCCAGCCCUGGGUACCUGGGCAAGCUACCUGGCCCCCACCUCACCCGGGACGACAGUACCGCUGCCCGCUGGGGCACUGUGGAGAAACCGAGGCUGACCUUGACAGACUGCAUCAUCCGGACUCCCUCACCUUCCGGCUUCCAGUUGGAUGUGGCCAGUGGAAGCGCUGCAGGACAUCAGAGACGCUCCCUGCGCCUCCCCCGCUCAGGGCUGCAGCGGCGCAGGCGCCGGGGCCGAGCCGAGCGCCGAGCUGGGAGCGAGCAGCCGCGCUCCGGGCCAGGGUCCCGGGGGAGCAGGACCCGCCUCUGGCGGCUUCCUGCACUCACACUGCUCCCACACCACACUCCUCCUCGUGCCACCCAGCUGGGCUGGCCCUCGCCUGCCCCCUCGUCCCUUCCUGCACAUGUCCUGCCUUUCUCAGACUGUGCCAGCGAGUGGGACCACGCAGCAGGCCCCUCAGCAUCCUCAGGCCCAUUAUCCUCCUCAGAAUGGCCCUUGGUCCUGCAGGCACGGUAG
This is a messenger RNA of Lipotes vexillifer (Yangtze River dolphin), 1071 nucleotides long. RefSeq names its product skin secretory protein xP2-like. NCBI's taxonomy places the organism in Eukaryota, Metazoa, Chordata, Mammalia, Artiodactyla, Lipotidae. Bases 1 to 1071 code for a protein of 356 amino acids. The record is from RefSeq and is a predicted model, not a curated record. The transcript has 7 exons.